GUAGAUCGUAGGCUUUUUCAACGUGCGGUGGUAAAUUUCAAGUUGCCGGAUUAUCGGCUGGAUCGUACGAUACAAUUAAAAACCAACAACAAGAAUCAAAUACGAAUCUAAUUAGUCGAUACUGAUAACACAACUAGUAACAAAUUAUUAUUGUUUUUUUAUACACCUGGAUUAUUUAAUUUAUGGCCAUUGACUUGAAUUCUCACUUCAUUGCCCAAAACUACCAGCAGCAGUAAGGGAAUUAGCUAAUAAUUAACAUUGUGGCGAGAUCAUUGUUGCGUAUGAAUCUUUUGUGAUUCAUAUUUUUUUGGUAAUACACAUUUUCUAUGAGAGGUUUUUGACACCGGUGCCAAGCGUACAUAUUUACACACAUGUCAGCUGCAUGUCGUCUGUAUAAUUAAACUGAAAAACAUCGUCCGACGUGAAUAAAUACUUUGUAAUUAAACAACGACUAAUAGUGAGGAAUACUUUCUAGUUGAGCUUUUUCUUACACGAGUGUAUGAGUUUCAGCGGAUACAUUUGAGUGUUUGUUAACAACAAGAACGUAAUCAAUCGUAUAGUACACACAGAACACACUUUUUCCUCAGUACAAGUUGAGUUGCAGAAGAAGAGUGAAGGGGUUGACACGAAAACAAAGAGAUAUUUUUAAAGUGUGCGCAUGAUUUUUAGUUUUUCUUGUUCGGUUGGCGGUCACUGUUGUGUUCAUAGUGGUGCGGUUCGGUUCGGUUUGAUUCUUUUGCAACAAGUUAAAACAUUCAACAAUUUAUUACGACAGCGGGGUCUUUAAUAGCUCACAACAAGCAACAACAAACAUAACUAUAACAUUAAAGAAAUAAAAAAAAGAAGUUUUCGUUCGCUCCAUUUUACCGACAAUCUAGUUGAGCAUUUAGUUGGCUGUAAGUGUGCUGUUUAUGUAGUGUGUUUUGGCAAAAAGGAUAAAGACCACGUCACUAUGGGUUACGAUGAUGUCAUUACGUAUUUAGGCGACUUUGGACGCUAUCAAAAGCAAAUUUAUUUCCUUCUUUGUUUGCCAGCCAUUUCGUGUGCUUUGCACAAAUUAGCGGGAGUUUUCUUGUUGGCACGUCCAGAGUUUCGUUGUGUUCUGCCUUUUGAAAAUGAUACUUCAUCGACUACAUAUCAGAGUUUUCCGUCGGAUCGUUGGAAUCUUACGUACCCUUUUGAUGACGUUACAAACAAAUGGCAAACAUGUGAAUAUUAUGAUGUUCCUUACACAGAGGAGUAUUUAAAUGGCUCAGUGGUGGAGGUUGCCAAUGGCACAAAACAAUGUGAGCAUUUUGUCUAUGAUCAAUCUCUAUAUAUAAAUAGUGCCGUUACAGAAUGGAAUUUGGUUUGCGGUCGCAGUUUAUUAAGUGCUACUAGUGAUUCAAUCUUUAUGUUUGGUGUUUUACUAGGAAGUAUAGUUUUUGGCCAAUUGUCCGAUAAGUAUGGUCGGAAACCUACAUUCUUUGCUGCUUUGGUGAUUCAGGUGGUUUUCGGCGUAUUGGCUGGAGUUGCACCGGAAUAUUUUACCUAUACGAUAUCCAGAAUGAUAGUGGGAGCAACUACUUCGGGUACAUUCUUAGUGGCUUAUGUUAUUGCCAUGGAAAUGGUUGGACCUUCGUAUCGUCUAUUUGCUGGUGUCGCCUGCCAACUUUUCUUUUCUACAGGUUUUAUGUUAACUGCCGUUUUUGCUUACUUUAUUCGUGAAUGGAGAUGGCUGCAAAUAGCACUUACUCUGCCCGGUUUAUUGUUUAUGUGCUAUCAUUGGAUUAUACCUGAAUCGGCAAGAUGGCUUUUGUUGAAAGGACGCAAAGAAGAAGCUAUCAUUGUCAUUGAAAAGGCUGCCAAAGUAAACAAUGUAAAUAUACCCCAAGAAGUGUAUGACAAUCUAAUAGAUGAAGCUACAGAAAAGAAAAAGGAAGAAAAUUCAAAUAAGAAUUCAAAUGAGAAAUCUCCAUCCAUUUUUGAUUUGUUGCGUUAUCCUAAUUUGAGACGUAAAACCUUGAUAAUAUUUUUCGAUUGGUUUGUCAAUAGUGGAGUUUAUUAUGGACUCUCUUGGAAUACGAACAAUUUGGGUGGAAAUGUUUUUCUUAAUUUCUUGGUAUCUGGCGCUGUUGAAGUUCCAGCCUACUCAUUCCUACUGCUGACCCUUAAUAGAUGGGGUCGACGUACAAUUUUGUGCGGUUGUAUGAUUGCUGCUGGCGUAUCCCUCCUGCUAACCAUACUCGUAGCGGAAGAUAUGAAUUGGUUAAUAAUAACAUUUGCUAUGAUUGGUAAAUUUGCCAUCACUGCCGCAUAUGGUACCAUUUAUAUAUUUUCAGCAGAACAGUUCCCCACUGUAGUGCGUAACGUUGGCAUUGGAGCAUCUUCAAUGGUAGCACGUAUUGGUGGUAUUUUAGCACCUUACCUUAAUUUGUUGGGUCAAAUUUGGAAACCUUUGCCACUAAUCAUCUGCGGUGCUCUGGCAUUCGUUGGUGGCCUUUUGUCGCUUUUGCUUCCGGAAACACGCCACAGACCUAUGCCAGAAACCAUUGCAGAUGGUGAAAAUUUUGGUAAAAAACAAAAGCACAAUGACCUAAAUGAAGCAGGCGAAGAACUAGCGUCUAUGCUUCCAACACAAAAUGGAAAAAAAUAAUAGGUAUACUGAUUGUAUUUAUGGUGUUCUCCAAAGUGUCUUGUACUUAUAAGAAAUUUCCAAAUAAUUUAGCUUAUGUAGGUAUAUAUUGUGUACGAUUAUGGAUAAUAAAAUAUAAACGCAUAAUUACACUAUAUAAAACUUAUAAAAAUACUUAAUUAGGAAAAACAUUUUAAAUGUAAGAUUAAAUUAACCGGAUUUUUAUACAAAAAAAAAAAAAAAUAAUGUUAGA
This is a messenger RNA of Lucilia cuprina (Australian sheep blowfly), 2867 nucleotides long. Its product is annotated as organic cation transporter protein-like. NCBI's taxonomy places the organism in Eukaryota, Metazoa, Arthropoda, Insecta, Diptera, Calliphoridae. Gene Ontology annotation, molecular function: transmembrane transporter activity. The transcript is spliced from 2 exons. Gene Ontology annotation, cellular component: membrane. Bases 953 to 2635 code for a protein of 560 amino acids. The record is from RefSeq and is a predicted model, not a curated record. Gene Ontology annotation, biological process: transmembrane transport.